CUAAGUUUUCGCUAUACGCUUACGAUGAUCAUAAACGGUUUACCGCGAUUGGUCUUCGCAGGGUUGAGUAGUGUGCAAACGAUGCUGUGUAAUCGUAACUCAUCGUCGGUAACACGUAGCAAAUUUUCUUGGAAAGAUAAAAGCGUCCGAUCGUCAGCCAACCAUACCAACUUUCUUCGUCAACUAUCAGUGGGAAACAUCAUCGAUUUUUGUGCCAACUCAUCGAGCGUGGCCAACAAUGACGAGCAGAUUACCAAUACGACGUCUUUUGCUAUUAACGGUUUCGGUCGCAUAGGUAAAUGCGUGCUCCGGUUGGCAAUUCAGAACGACAUGAACGUGGUUGCCAUCAACGAGCCGAGUGUCAAUAUCUCGGCGAUUGCCAACUCGUUCAAAUACGACACUGUGCACGGGAUGUUUCCCGGAGUCGUUGACAUAAAGGGCGACUCUCUGGACAUCAACGGCAAAAUCAUACGUGUGUAUACUGAAAAAAACCCCGAAAAGAUCAAGUGGAAAGAGUUGCCGGUUAAUUACGUGAUAGACUCGACUGGAAGUUUCACAGAAGUCAGCAAGGCCAAGAAACACAUCGAGGCGGGCGUCAAAAAAGUUAUCAUCAGCGCUCCGAGUAAAGACGCGCCGAUGCUUGUAAAGGGCGUGAACUUCGAUCAGUAUAGAAAAACAAUGUCUGUGGUGUCUAAUGCCUCGUGCACUACCAAUUGCGCAGCGCCUUUGAUACACAUUAUCAACAACACAUUUGGCGUGGAAUACUGUCUACUGACGACGGUACACGCCAUGACCUCCUCCCAAAACGUUCUGGACACAGUUAAACAAAGGUCAGCUUCUGGAAAUAUAGUUCACAGCACGACGGGUGCAGCGAAAGCCGUGGGCAUUGUAAUUCCGGAAUUAAAAGGAAAAGUAACCGGUGACUCCGUGAGGGUGCCAACGUUGGACGUGUCAUUGCUCAAACUCUACUUGAUUGUUAAAAAUCCGGUGAAACUAGUGGCAAUCAAGUGUGCAAUCUGGAAAGAUGCAACUCAAAAUAAUGAUACCGUGAUAUCCUACAUUGAUGAUACAGAAAAACUUGUAAGCACCGAUUUCGUAGGCAGUCAAUGUUCAGCCAUAGUUGAUUUCAGCCAGGUGUCGGUCAUCGGUGACAAAUUUGUGACAAUAGGCGCCUGGUAUGAUAAUGAAAUGGGAUAUUCGAGUCGGCUGUUAGACCUGUACACUCACAUGGUCAAAAUGGACAGUGAUAAUAUAUAGGAUAGAUAUAACUUCUAACUAAAUUAAUAGCUUUACAAUAAAUUCUAAAUAUUUUUUGUGUGCCGCUAGUAUAUACAAAUAUAUUAAACUUAAUAUUGUUAUACCCGGUUAAAAUUAAUAGUAUUAAGCCAUAAAAAAACGUUCCAAGCUAAUUAAAACCGUAUUUAUUA
Diuraphis noxia (Russian wheat aphid) is the source of this 1427-nucleotide messenger RNA. RefSeq lists its product as uncharacterized. Lineage: Eukaryota; Metazoa; Arthropoda; Insecta; Hemiptera; Aphididae. Gene Ontology annotation, cellular component: cytosol. The record is from RefSeq and is a predicted model, not a curated record. Gene Ontology annotation, biological process: glycolytic process. Gene Ontology annotation, molecular function: NAD binding; glyceraldehyde-3-phosphate dehydrogenase (NAD+) (phosphorylating) activity.